Molecule: messenger RNA, 2019 nt
Organism: Toxorhynchites rutilus septentrionalis
Lineage: Eukaryota; Metazoa; Arthropoda; Insecta; Diptera; Culicidae
Product: transcription factor Sp3-like
Exons: 1
Coding region: 1-2019 (672 amino acids)
Biological process (GO): regulation of transcription by RNA polymerase II
Molecular function (GO): DNA-binding transcription factor activity; RNA polymerase II cis-regulatory region sequence-specific DNA binding
Source: RefSeq, a predicted model, not a curated record
AUGUUGCCAGAAUUAUCCUCAAGCAUCUGUACGGAUUUCCUCCUGCAGCUAGGAGAUACGGAUCUCGCAGAUGCAGAAUGCAGCUAUGUAGGCAGUUUCGAUGAAAAUUUAUUCGAUCCUUUCAACGACACCGCAAAUGAAUCCGGAACCGGUCCUAUUAACGUGUCAACAGCCACAGAAAACUUUAUCGAUAUUUGGGCGAACGAACAGAAAUGCGAUGGUUUACAACUGCUAAAGGACAUGGAUGACCAAGCGCCUUCAAAGAUGAUCGAGCCGCGAUACCAAACUUCACAACUGACAGCAAAUGAUAACUUCAACGCAAACUAUUCGGUUCCCAAGGUUCUUGAUGGUGUCCAAAUCACUGCGUCUUCUUCCGCGACUACAGAUCUGCUUCAGCAUCGAGUCAAUGAUCCGUCUGCUGCGGUCAACCCUGGAGAACAACAAGCUGCGCACGAUCCAUUCACAAGUGGUAUCACAUGUCAUAAGGCUGAGAGCAUGGCAGAGGGCUUGCAAAUGUAUCCUACCGUGAACCUCCCGCAGCAAGAGUGUUCUGCAGAUGUCUCGGGACUCGUCAGUGCUGCUCAAAACGCGGCGUUUCCCUAUCAACAACCCGCCGGGGAACAGGAGCAAUAUCCACAAGCAACAACGAAUAACCAAGAUACACUAUAUCAGAACAACAGAAUUAUGAAUCUUGGAAUCGAAAACGAGACCAUUCAGUCGCAUACACAUCCUAUCGUUCAGUUCCCGCAGCAAGCAGUAAGUUCUACUCCAGAUGUCGCAUUUCCGAAUCUCCUCGAACUCGUCGAUCUAUGGACGUCAAUCAACAACGAAGCCAUGCCUGUUGUGGUUGAGAGCAGUCCACAUAUUGCACAACUACAAAAUCAACCGCUUGUGCAGUUGCCGCAACAAGUAAAUACCACCAAAGCCUUGAGGCUAGCUCGCAAAAAACCUAAUCCAGCGUCGCUGAACCAACAGUCACCGGUCGGGAUCAUGGUACAAAACGCACAACCAAUCGCCGAAAAUGCUGGCUUGGCUCCGAACCUCAUGUUACCGAGCCAACUACUUCCCGUGAAACAAAUCUAUUCCCCAACCAUAACAAGCCCCAAGGUAGAAUCGGGAAACGACGCAGGUCUCCAACAGCUGUCCUCAUCUAUCCCGAUCGUGCAGUCUCCCGAUUCUCCGGAUAUCGACGGGAACAUAUUACAGCUUGAGGUGCCACAGGUUGUUCUUCGCUUGGAAAUAGUAAAGAGUGCAGACCAGUGGGUAGUCAAUACCGUUGACACACCUGAAACGAUUCCUGCCGCCCAGGACUGCUCGUCGAACUCGGCCAAUGAAACGUUGAUUUGCUGCUGCGAGAACGAGAACUCCUCGACUGAAACCACGGGGGGAAAUCCCGACCACGAUGAGUAUGUCGAACUUCACAAGUCCUACGAGGUGUCUUCGCGCAAAUUCAAGAUUAGUGAGUUUUAUAAAACACACUGGAUGAAUGCCCCAAGGGUGAACGAAGACUUACCCUUGGUUCCUGUUGGCGUUACCAAAAUUCUCACUGAGACUUCUACUAAGAAGCGGAAAGUUAUAAAUCUUUUCCCCACUUUUCUCGAGUGUGAAUUUUGCGGCAAACUAUGUACCUCCCAGGCUGGGCUAACGCAGCAUAAAAAUCAUAUCCAUAGCGAAAUACCGAGACCAUUUAAAUGUGACACAUGUGGGAAGACAUUCAUAACUCAGCUUGUGUUGGAGGAGCACCAGCACAGUCACUCGGAUGAAUACAAACCGUAUGGAUGUGAGUGGUGUUACAAUAGAUUCUGCUUCGUCAAGGAUCUCGCCAGACACAUCGAGAAGCACACCACCUCUAGCUUUGUCUGUAGCGUUGAGGGUUGCGACAAGGGUUUUGCUCGGGCGGAUCACCUCAGAUCCCACAUACAGUCACACAUCACCCGAAGACAGCUGCGUGUGACGAAUGGAAGAUUGCCGAAAUGCGCCCGAAACGAACUGGAUGACGACGAGGAAAUAUCGAUGUGA